Puccinia graminis f. sp. tritici CRL 75-36-700-3 is the source of this 1095-nucleotide messenger RNA. RefSeq lists its product as uncharacterized. The coding region runs from base 1 to 1095 and encodes 364 amino acids. The transcript is spliced from 4 exons. NCBI's taxonomy places the organism in Eukaryota, Fungi, Basidiomycota, Pucciniomycetes, Pucciniales, Pucciniaceae. The record is from RefSeq and is a predicted model, not a curated record.
AUGGCAACUAAUCAUCCGGUGGUCAAUGAGAGAGUCUUGCAGGUCUGCAAACACCUGAACUCACUGCCGACAAAAAUUACACCCAAGGUCUUCAUCUGGCGUUUUCUUCAAUCAGGCCAUUCCAAUUUGCCACUCCUCCGAAGACAUUGGGCCGGCGAUAAAGGCAUCAACACAACAAUGGAGCUUGUUGAGACUUUGCGGAGUGUGAUUAAUAAGACUGGUGCAAUCAAAAUUCUGAUAAAGCAGGAGCCCCCAAGAGGUAACUAUCCUCAAGGAGGUUUCCAUAGCUCUUCUACAGUUGGUGAAUAUUUCUUCACUCCUGAGGCCAAGGAGGAGCAUGAAAGGCGACUGACCGAAGAGCAUAUGCCUUUCCUGUUUGGCAUGUUGAUGGGGAUGCUCAAUCGUGAUGGCUGCAAAACCACCGUGGCAGAGGAAGAAGAUGUUCCAUUGCCUUGUGGUGUGUCUGCCACCAAGGACGGUCCUGACAAAGUGGGAGACAUGUUUUAUGAAGUGGAACCCUCAUCGGAAGCUCAAUCCCAUCAGCGAUUGCACAGGGUCAGGAUCUCAGAGCAAGUACAAGAAUAUCUCAACUAUAUUGGUUUAUCUUCGGCUCGCACUACUGGGAUGGCAGCGUUGGAGACGCUAGCAUACAAGAGCGCUGAUACGUUGAAGAUGAUCAUGGAUACACACAAGAAUCUGCCAAUGGCACCGUUGAUUUGCAUUGACAAUAUAGAUAUUGAGCAACGAGUUCACCAAUCCUCAGUCGGAGUCCGCUCAAACAUGCUCCAAGGUACCUGGGGGCACAUUCAUAUCCCUGACAAGAAGCUCAUUCAAACACUUGACUUAUCAGAGAUAAAUCUCUUAGCUUAUACCAAAGCCUUGAAGACAGUGGCCUCAAUGGAAAUUGAACCUUGCAUGUUUGUCCCAACCGAGUCAGAGGAAGAAAUUGAGCUUAAGGUCUGGAAAUCUCAAAUCGCCAAGGUCUUGUAUGAGUACAUUGCUAUCCCAAACCAUAAAUCCACAGCAGUCCAAAUGGUGCCCCCAGUGAAGGAGUGGGGCAGGUAUUUCGGGUCAUUAUUGAACAGAGCAGCCUGA